UCAUUCAGAUCUCAGUAGGGCUCUUUACUGUGGAAGUAGUGUGGAAGUGCAGAACUGAAGUUCCCUACUCUCUCCGUGCGAAGAGGCUCAUACUUUAUUCAACACAGUUGCGUUUUAUUGCAAAACGACAUUUUCCUCCACCCUGGACCUUAACGCGUGUCCUAAAGGAAAGUAAUCUCUUCUCGAAAGUGUUUCCGAAUGUUUCCAAUGUAAUUUUGGGCGAAAUGAUUAAUUAAAUUAGCAUUAGCCGAUGCUAUCUUUGCUAGCUCGCUAUCAGUGCUCUGUCUGAAGCUUACAGAGUGCUAACAGUUAGCCUGCUAGCUAGUUCUAUAGACUUAAUAUUGUUCGCACCAGUUAGGGGAACUUAGCUGCCUUGGUGUUGCUAACUUCAUACAGCUAGCCAUUUAGAAAGGCAGCGCUGCAGUUUGAAGACUUCACAGUUCGUUGUUUAACUGCUUGUCUUCCUGUCUGAGGGGAUUUGUGCAAAUUUUUUAAAGUUGAUAUUCACACUUCGUUUUUGACAGCGAGGCCGCGAAUUAGCCUUCAUCUCAGUAUCUACUUAGCUUAGCCUGUUAGCUUGCUAAGCUAGUCGUGUGAGUGAGAGGGAGAGAGCGAAGGGGAUAGAGAGAGGGGGAGAGAGAGAGAGAGAGACGGAGACGUAGCGAAAGUUCGGCGCCGUGCAUCGAGAUGCCCGCGAUGUUGGAAAAGGGUACGACGGAGAUAUCGGGGAAGAGAAGAGGCAGAAAUUCGGUGAACAACACGACGAAAAGUUUUACUUCGAACGGCAAUAGUAACAAUUCUUGGGAGGAAGGAAGUUCGCCUUCCUCUAGUGAUGACGAGCACGGUGCUGGAGGGAUGCGAGUCGGACCACAGUUUCAGGCUGUAGUUCCAGACUACGACCCCGAAGUGGCCAAGGCGAGCCAGGAGAGGGAGAAUCUGGGAAUGUUGGUGUGGAUUCCUAACCAGACUCUGUCUGAGUCUAAGUUGGAUGAGUAUAUUGCAAUAGCUAAAGAGAAGCAUGGGUACAACAUGGAACAGGCAUUGGGAAUGCUUUUCUGGCACAAACACAACAUAGAGAGGUCUUUAGCAGACCUGCCCAACUUCACCCCUUUCCCUGACGAAUGGACGGUAGAGGACAAAGUGCUGUUUGAACAGGGUUUCAGCUUUCACGGCAAGACUUUCCAUCGUAUUCAACAAAUGCUUCCAGACAAGUCAAUUGCAAGCCUUGUGCGAUUCUAUUAUUCUUGGAAGAAAACACGCAGCAAAACCAGUGUCAUGGACCGGCAUGCACGCAAACAGAAGAGAGAUCGAGAGGAGAGUGAUGAUGAGGCUGAAGAGACGAACUGCAACUCUCCAGGUGACACAGAACUUGAAUCAAACAAAGAGGAAAAAAAAGAGGGUCCAUCUGGACUUGAAAAACAAGAUACAAAGCCUGCACUUGUCCAGAAGCCAGCACCUCUCACAGACAAACCAGCUCAUGUUAAAAAGGAAGCACAAGGUCCAAGGAACCACCACCGCGCCAAGAGAAAGCCUCCCAAAGGCAUGCACCUGAACCAGUGUGAUGUGACUGCCAUGUCGAGCAGUGGCCCAGCCGCAGCCAGCGUCCUCAGGCAGCUGGACAUGGAACUCAUUGCCAUUAAACGACAGAUCCAGAGCAUCAAACAGAUCAACAGCGCCCUAAGAGAAACGCUCGAAACAGGAGUAGAGGAUUUUCGACCUCCCGAGGUGAAUCAGAAAUUCAACACACGCUGGACUACAGAGGAGCAGCUUCUUGCUGUACAAGCUAUAAGGAAGUAUGGAAGGGAUUUUCAGGCCAUUUCUGAUGUCAUCGGCAACAAGUCUGUGGUGCAGGUGAAGAACUUCUUCGUAAACUACCGUCGCCGCUUCAAUUUGGACGAGGUGCUGCAGGAGUGGGAGGCUGAGCACGGGGUGGAGGCUUCCAAGGGCUCAGAGGAAGAGAAAAUGGAGGUGUCAUCUGAGGAAGGCACCACCACGCCUGUACCGCCAGAGGACCAAAAGGAGGUCUGAAGGAACCUAUGCCCACAGAAGCACAGACCCCCUCUGCCUCCUGAGUGCCAACACCUGAGAGAUCAGAUGCUCCGGAUCCAAAUGCAGUCUGCAAUCCAGUUGAAGGCAUGUUGUGCUGAAGAGGCACCGUCUCGUACCCACCAUUCCCGCCAGUCUCCUUUGCUGCUGUUCUUUUGACUCAGCUGAAAUCUAUGAUUCUUACAUGUCCUACUAUUUGGAAUCUCAACUGGCCCAACCCAGGAAUAAGGAUAGUCUUUACUUUUGUAUUGUCACUGCCAACAGGAAAUAGUCUCUCUGUCAGGUCGAUGUUGUGCCUGGUGCUUUAAGCACUGUAUUUACUGAACCUUCAGAAACACAGAGGACACUGGAUGGGUUUGUGAUCUUAUUAACAGAGGAAGGCUUGACUUCUGUUGAAGGUUCAAUAAACAUUGUUUCAGUCUCCCUCAUAACCUGCUAGUUACUUUAGUGUAGCAUCCAGCUCUUGCAUACAUUUUGUUCCUCAUCAGUUUGUACAGUAAUCAUAUUUAGUAUGUUUGAUUUUAGAUGAGUUGUCAAGAUUGCUAUCAUGACUUAAGCUAUUCGUCUAUUUAUUUGCUUAAUAAGUUGUUUCAAAGAAAUAAUAGGUUUUCCAAUUAUGAAAGAGCCUGUAUUGAAGGGACCUUGAUGCCUGAAUCUGUAAGUCAUUUGAACAGUUUUGGUUGUUUUCAAAAUCCAGCCUGUGAUUCUGUUAAUUGGCAGGACAGCCAGCUUUGGUGCUGCAAGCAACCAAGAUUAUUAGCUGCCUUCAAAGAUAUGUUGGUGAAGUUGGCAAAGUUAGUAUUAGUAUUUUUUAUUUAUUCAGCCAUGUAAGGCAGGUUUAGCAUAUAAUUAAGGGAUUUUCUUCUAGUCAACCAAACAGAUGCAGAGAAGUGAAACAACAUACUGCUUCUUUUUUCCCGUUAAUACUGGCUUUCCUCAGUGACGCCCUACAGAAUACAGCCUACACUGUGGGAUUCACAAUGACUUGGCCUUGUUGCAGCUAGAGCACGAAUACAAGUUUGUGUUCCUCUUUCUUUUAAAUCAUCUUCGAUUCUGGACAGUUGGGAUUGCUAAAGCUGUUCAAUUGACCAGAAAUUAUCUAUUAAAUUAUGGCUAAAUGGAUUAAGCAAGUGUAGGUCAAAAUAUUGAGCUUCCACUUUAAGAUUAAAUUUUUAAAUGUAAUUUUGGUAUUUUAAAUAGUAUAUCAGGUUCUCAAUUCAAGAAAGUUGCUCAUGCAAUUCAUUUAUAAAGAGACACAAUAAUGGACAAAUAAUAGUUGUUGAGGAUUAUAUCUGAAUAUUGCAAAUAAAUGGCUUUAAAAGUGAUUUUACGAGGGCUGGUGAUUAAAUACAGGCUGUCUGUGAUAGUACGCUGGAUUUGGAUUUUUUUUAUUAUAUAUAUAUAUAUAUAUAUAUAUAUAAUUUAUAUUAUAUAUAGUUAUAAUUUUUGUAAUAUUAUUUUGGUAUAUGCUUUUCUUUUUGGUUUUAAAAUGAUGUCUGUCUUGCAUGCACAGGCAAUUAUUUGGUAAACCUGGUCCAAGUUUGAAGGUAUAUUCCCCAGAAAAAAAAAAAAAAAAAAAGGAUGCAAAAAGCACUACAAAUGUAAGAGAGGCAGGCUACUGGGUUAUGGACAAAAAUGGUCAUGUCUGUCCUGAGGUUGUUUUCUUUUCCCCAUUCAUGUUUAUUUUCUUACUGUGCCAGAACCACAAAUGGGGGGAAAAACUGAUUUAGAUUUUGUGUGUCUGUGUGUGUGCGCGCGUGCUUGCAUACAUGCUUCAGUGUGUGUGUUUUCUGAUGAUACAUAUUUUGCCCACAUAUAACCGGUUUGUCACAUUAGCUACAGAAUAAACCAAUAGGAUUUAACCAA
Hemibagrus wyckioides is the source of this 3912-nucleotide messenger RNA. RefSeq names its product REST corepressor 1 (gene rcor1). NCBI's taxonomy places the organism in Eukaryota, Metazoa, Chordata, Actinopteri, Siluriformes, Bagridae. Gene Ontology annotation, molecular function: transcription corepressor activity. Gene Ontology annotation, biological process: regulation of transcription by RNA polymerase II; negative regulation of DNA-templated transcription. The transcript is spliced from 13 exons. The record is from RefSeq and is a predicted model, not a curated record. Bases 688 to 2028 code for a protein of 446 amino acids. Gene Ontology annotation, cellular component: transcription regulator complex; histone deacetylase complex.